Molecule: messenger RNA, 1380 nt
Organism: Cicer arietinum (chickpea)
Lineage: Eukaryota; Viridiplantae; Streptophyta; Magnoliopsida; Fabales; Fabaceae
Product: dof zinc finger protein 1-like
Biological process (GO): regulation of DNA-templated transcription
Molecular function (GO): DNA binding; DNA-binding transcription factor activity
Source: RefSeq, a predicted model, not a curated record
UACUACUCUGCUAUAUUCCAUUCCACAACUCUCAAAAGCUUUAUUAUGCACUUUGCUUUUCACUCUCCUCUAGAAAAGUGCCUGUUUUUCUUUCUCUGAAGAAGACUCCUUUUUUCUUCUUAAAUCCAUGGACACAUCUCAGUGGGCACAGGGGAUAGGAGUGGUUAAACAAAUGGAAAAUCCUUGUUCAAAAGAAGCACCUAUGUUAGAAAGAAGAGCAAGGCCACAAAAGGAUCAAGCUUUGAACUGUCCAAGGUGCAAUUCAACCAACACAAAAUUUUGCUAUUACAAUAACUAUAGUCUCUCUCAACCAAGGUACUUUUGCAAAACUUGUAGAAGGUAUUGGACUGAAGGUGGUUCUUUAAGAAAUGUUCCUGUUGGUGGUGGUUCAAGAAAAAACAAAAGAUCAACUCCAUCAUCACCAUCACCAUCAUCCUCACAAAUUCCAUCUUCAACAAUAACUAAAAAUAUUAUUCUCAAUAAUCAUGAUUUAGCCUCACAAAAUAAUAAUACUAAUUUCCCUCAUUCAGCUUCUCAAAACCCUAAGAUCCAUCAAGGUCAAGAUCUUAACCUAGCUUAUCCACCACCACAAGAAGAUUACAACACUUUAUCUAAAUUCAUUGAACUUCCUUAUGAACAAGAUAAACCUAAUACUACUACUACUACUAAUAAUAAUAAUAAUAAUAAUUCUUCAUCAUCACCAUCUUCUCAUUUGUCAGCUAUGGAGCUUUUGAAAACUGGUAUUGUAAAUUCUUCAUCAUCAUCAAGGGGUUUGAAUUCAACAAAUUUUAUGAUGCCUAUGAGUAUAUCAGAGAGUAGUGCUGCUGCUGCUGCAAUGUAUAAUUCAACAGGGUUUGCUAAUUUGCAAGAUUUUAAACCUGGUCUUAACUUCAGUGUUGUUGAAGGGUUUGAAAAUGGUUAUGGUGGUUUAGAAGGGAUUGAAGAAAGUGGUUCUGGUGCAAGGAUGUUGUUUCCUGUUGAAGAGAUGAAGCAACAAGUUCCAAGUAGUGAUCAUGAGUUUGAUGAGCAGAAUAAUAUUAAUACUAGAAAUCAAGGUGAUUCAAGUGGGUUUUGGAAUGGUAUGUUAGGUGGAGGAUCAUGGUAGUACUAGUAGAUAGUAGAUAUUGAACAAACAAAAAAAAGGGUUGGUGCAUGCUUUAGUUUAGACCCUUUUUAUCUUUUGGUAAUUAAUGUUCUGGGAGAAUGGAUGUUUGAACUUUUGAAGUUUGGAGUGAUCAUGAUCAAAACCACUAACAUAAUAGGGUAAAUAGGUUAUUAAUUGCUUUUGUUUAUUGUUUCUUUAAUUAAUUAUUUGUCAUAUUUAUUUUUCUUUAUUAUUAUUAUUAUGGUAUUUAGUAAGCACUAGUUUUGAUUGAAAAA